AUGGAAGCCCAGCUGAUUGCUGCCAACCUUCAAAUUAGAACACAAGGAUCACUAGCAGGGAAUACUGACGUUCCUUCAACAACCUCGCCAAAAGUAGCACCUAUCUCCCCUUCAGAGCAAAUCAAAUCUGUCACCUUAAGAAGUGGGAAAGCCACAGCACAACCCACAGUUCAACCAAAGGAAAAGGAACAGACUGAAGCAUCUGAAGUAGCCCCAAAAGCACAACAACAAUCACCAGUCACAGAUGAACAGAACCCAGAACCUGAAAAGGAAGCCAACAACCAACCAAUCAGUCCAACUCAAAGCAGGCAAAUAUCAACAAAAAUUUUGUUCCCUCAAAGAACAAAAAAGCAACAGGAGGAUAAGCACUUUGGAAAGUUCCUGGACAUUUUAAAACAACUUCACAUCAACAUUCCUCUGGUGGACGCACUAGAACAGAUGCCCAGGUACGUAAAAUUCAUGAAAGAUGUCCUCUAA
Messenger RNA from Gastrolobium bilobum, 477 nucleotides. RefSeq lists its product as uncharacterized. The coding region runs from base 1 to 477 and encodes 158 amino acids. The transcript has 2 exons. The record is from RefSeq and is a predicted model, not a curated record. NCBI's taxonomy places the organism in Eukaryota, Viridiplantae, Streptophyta, Magnoliopsida, Fabales, Fabaceae.